Molecule: messenger RNA, 1607 nt
Organism: Phyllotreta striolata
Lineage: Eukaryota; Metazoa; Arthropoda; Insecta; Coleoptera; Chrysomelidae
Source: the annotation of a GenBank genome assembly
CCGCUUUCUAACCUAACUUAUUAUGAAAACGAUAACCAAUUUUUAAAAUAGAAAACAUGUACAAAAGAAUAUUCAAAUUAUUUUCUAACAACAGAAGAUUAAUACAUUAUUCUUCAGGCAAACCGCCAGCUAUACUUCAUAAGUCAGUGUUUGGAAAAGAAAUAUUUGAUACUUUCGAAGGAAUUCCGCAGAAAUCCUGGUCAGAAUGGUCUCAAAUUCGCCAAGAACUUCUUACUAAUAAGGCAUUUAAUGAACACAAUAUUGAUGCUAUUAUUUUGGGUCAGUGUAUUAGUAAAAACAACUGUUCACUGGGAAAUUCAUUUAUAGACUAUUUGAAUAAGGAAGAAAUUAAAUUCAAUCUUGCCACUACAGCUAAAUAUUUUAGUCUAUUAUAUUUAUUAAAUAGGGACAAUCGGUUUCUGUAUGGCAAAACACUAAAAACGAAAGAAGAGGAAUUAAUUCUUGAUAGAUACAAUUCUCUAAGAAAAAAAUACGAAAUUUUAGAUUCAAUUACCUUAGAAGGUUCUAUUUCAGCUCUAUCAUUAACUAAAGAUUGGAAAAAAUGUAUAACUCUACUGGAAGAUAUAAAAUUAACCAAAAUACCAAGCAAUUUAUCCUACAGUGUGACUGCUUCGGCAGCCUUUUUAAACAAUGAGAUCGACAUUGGUUGGUCACUAUUGCAACAAAUGAUUCUCGACGAGAAGAAUAUUGACAACAUUGUUUAUUACGCUUAUUUAAAUUACUUAAAGGCGACAAAAAAUGAUAUAAAAAUUGAACUAGAGAAGCUCUUUAUGUUUCUACAAGAAAACGAUAUAGUAAUCGAAUCGGAUGUUGCUUUAAAAAUCAGUGAAUUUGGAAACGAAAGUGGAUUAACAAAUUUUGCAACUGCUGUUUCUAAAAGAGCAGAUUGCAGAAAUUGCAACCAAAAAUUAGAAAAGUUCGAUCUCGACAACGAAGAGUUUGCAGCACUGAAAACUGCAAUAUUCAAGAACGUAAUUGUAGGGAGAGAUAUAUUCGUCAAAACAAACCCCAACGAAGUGAACAGAUUUAACGAAUUUAUUAGCGCACAAGAGGAAUUCGAUGUAGUUCUGGAUGGUUUAAAUGUUGCCUUUUCAGCCGGAACUAGGCAUUCACCACAAGUAUUUAGCUCACUUGUAGCUUCUGUUGUGUCUUAUUUCGUUAAACAAGGUAAAAAGGUACUGGUAGUUGGCCGGUACCACAUGAAGCAAUGGCCUAGAGACAAUUGGAGCUUCAUCAACCAAAACGCAACGGUAUUUUUAACGAAUAACAUAUCCCAAGAUGACCCUUAUUUGCUGUAUUGCGCGUUGAACUCUGGGAAAAAUACUAUAAUAGUUACUAGGGAUUUAAUGAGAAGUCACAAGUUUUUAUUAAAAGAAACCAAAUUGAGGAUCUUGUUCAAUCGAUGGUUGAGUCAAAGACAGUACCAGUUGGUAAAAGUAACUGCUGAGGGAAAUCCAUUUUUUAGAUUUCCACCAUCAUUAACAUUUAGUGCUCAGAAAAAUGGUCAAUAUUGGCACAUACCUUUCAAGCCAUGCCAAGAUUCUAAUAUUAGUUGGUUAUGUAUAAAAUUCUGAUUAAAAAAUAAC